Diachasmimorpha longicaudata is the source of this 1595-nucleotide messenger RNA. RefSeq lists its product as uncharacterized. The record is from RefSeq and is a predicted model, not a curated record. NCBI's taxonomy places the organism in Eukaryota, Metazoa, Arthropoda, Insecta, Hymenoptera, Braconidae. The coding region runs from base 178 to 1464 and encodes 428 amino acids. The transcript is spliced from 3 exons.
AGCUGCAGCUCAUUGCAAAUGCCGCAUAUCAAUUCGUUUUCCAGUUCUGUCAAAACCCAUAAUCACUCCAUAUCAAUAAUAAUAAAUAGAACCCCCUGCUCUAUAAAAAGGGCUUGAUGAUAACCAGGAACCCCCCUGCGUUUUCAACCCCCACAUGGUGAAUCCUCCAGCAACCCCAUGAACCUCCCAUCCCCAAACAUGAAGUCCCUCAGUGAUGUGAGACGACCGAAGGAUCUGAAAAGAAAACGUGAUGAUAGUAAUCACGACGUGCGACUUGAUAAACAAUUAAAAGUGACUGAUUUUGAUACGAACAGUAGUAUUAACCUAGACAAUAAUGUGGUGGAGAGUGCGGGAUUUUUCGAUGAGUACUGUCAGAUAUUGUUGAAGGACAGCACUCCGAGCCAAGGGGCUGUCAUUGAUGAUGACUUGUUGGGUGACAAGGGACGAGACAUAUUCAAUGAGAUGAAUCCUGCCCUGGUGAGGGUACCCUUAGCAAUGAGACUCAAGGCCUGGGCCGUUAGAAACUCGGAGAACCUUAGAAUUGAGGUUAUUGACGAUCUCCUGACUAUUCUGAGGGACGAGGGAUACCUAGAUCUUCCUGACAGUGCUGUGGCACUUAUGGGAGGAGAGGGACCAUCAGUGGCGCCUGAGGGAGCCAGAGACGAUGCCCUCACCGACGGAGACCUGGAGAAGGUCGACGUUUGGAUAAAGAAAGAGGAGUCCAGUGAAUCGAUGUGGCCAAAUGAUGACAACAACAGUUCGGAACCACUGUCUCACGACGAGAUCGAGGCCAAUAUCAAGAACGAUAUUAUCUGCCCGGACUUUGCUGUCACUGAUUUCAUGUCUGAUGACAAUCACAAGGUGAAGGAUGAACAGAGGGGAAUUGGGGGGGAGGGUGAACCAAAAUUUUGCUCGGUUAUGAAGGGGGAGCUUCAGAAGAUGGAGCAGAAGUGGGCGAGACAGCUCGAGAGCACGAAAAGAAGUCUGCUUUAUGAUAUGGUGAGGAAGUACGAGGAUCUCAAGAACAGGAUUGGCCUUUCUACGAGAGCUUUGGGCACCGGGUUUACCGAUGACAGAGAGGUUCUUGGAAUUAAACUGCCCUUCCUGGAUGUCGAUACGUUCCGAGAUUUUGAUGAGGGCAUUGCUGAUAAUCCGGAAAAGGAAAUUGCAAUGAAAUCAUUGAUGACAACUUUAUGUUUCGGAGCUACAUCACUCAGUAACAGUAUUGGCUGUACCUUAUCAGCAAUUUUAGCAAAGGACGUACAAAUGCAAUAUAGUGCAUGUGGAAAAAAAAUCAGAGGAAUUAAGAAAUUAAAUUUUGGAGACACGAAUACAUUUAGAUAUUUCAAAGAUGUUUUGAGAGAGAAACAUGGCACGAGUGAUGCCGAAAUCGUCUCGAAAACAAGUCGCUGGUUUACAGGCGCUGGGGAUCGUGAUGGAGGCAGGAAAGAGCGCAGGAAAUGAUCAAAAUAUCCCGCUCCUGAGAUUAAUUGGCAGCCACAUCGAUAAGUGAUAAGCAAUUUUUUGUAGAAAAACUACAAAAUAAGAAAAAAAUAUAUAAACCUUGUACAGAAUAAAAUAUUUUACUUAGGCGA